Messenger RNA from Caenorhabditis auriculariae, 4102 nucleotides. The record is from the annotation of a GenBank genome assembly. NCBI's taxonomy places the organism in Eukaryota, Metazoa, Nematoda, Chromadorea, Rhabditida, Rhabditidae.
AUGAGAGAUGAAUCGGUCGUUCUGGAGCAGCUUUUUGUUGACACGUUUACUCAGUCAGGUGACGUCACUCGCAAUCUCGGGACGUUCGACGGCAAACACGGCUACUUUGACUUCGACGACGACACCUUACACGGUAGAAAACAGAAGUUUCAGAGUUCUUUCUCUCAGCUGCAAAAAAAUCACUAAAAAGCUACAUAAACUCAAAGAGGAAAAAGUGAAGUCGUGUUAAGCUGAAGAAAAAUGGAAAAUCUACUAUAACAAAAGAGAUGAUUUUGCUUUGGCGCUCUACAUUUUUAUAAAACUUGCUCAAAAACUUUUGGUGUAUUAUAUAAAGAUUCUCAUAGUAACGGCCUGCAGAACUUCUUAGCUUCUGCAGAUGAAGAAAAUCUAACAGCUACACCCAGGAUUUUUCCAAAGAAGUUUCAGAAAAAUUCAGAAUGUCGAACUGAAUUAAUCUGUCUCCUCUUUCUAUCUCAUAAUCAAAAUAGUCUCACGAGAAGUUUUAAAAAUCAAAUUUUUUCAGGUCUUCUUCGAAGUUUCCAAACUCUCCCUUUAACCUCUAUGAAAGGAAAUACUUUUCAUUUAGAGGCGCUUCAGGAAAACAAUGGUAAAUGUUUAUUAUUCACUAUUUCAUGAAGAGCCAACUAUUUUUUUGAUUUUUUACCAAACAAUGUGAAUAUAUUUAUGCGAGUUUUCAGAAUUCCCAACUCGUUAUUUGUUUAAAAAAAAGGUUGCCCUUUCUUCAUUCUACACGCUAAUUGUAUGCGAGGUACAGAAAAUGAUGUAAAUGAUGACGACUAUUUUUUAUCACGAAGGUGGUGUCUUUCACACGAUUAUCUUAUCUAUUAUGAACUCUUAGAUAUCGUUUUCCAGUCAUCUUCUUGGUCCAACGUCGUCGUUUCCACAUUUCCUUCUGGUCAUAAUAAAAGUCUAUCUUCGAUCAAUUUCGUUUGUUAGUUAAUUUUUUAGAGCAAUAAAGUUUUAGAUUUUGAAGGAGAUGAAUUUUCUGCCAAUUUUAUUGUUACUGCUUUUCUCAACUUCGACAGCCUACAAAAUCCUGGUUUUCUCUCCGGCGACGUCUCAUUCGCACAUGAUAUCAAACGGAAGAAUAGCUGACGAAUUGGCCGCAGCCGGCCAUGAAGUCGUGCGUUUUGAUCGAAAUUAGAAAAUAAACUGAAGUAUUCUAACAAGUUAUCGGAAUCUCAGAUCAUCCUUGAGCCUGACUUUCUCGGGAUCGUCGAAGGAUCUAAAACUGUGAAGCGCGCGAGACGAUGGCCUGUGCAUGGUCUCGACACGGCAGCUUUCAUAGAAGUCCAUCAAGGUUUAUUUUUGCGACUGCUAGAACCUUCCUGUGUUUCAGCCCACUCUCCCUCCCUCUUCAACGAAAAUUAUUGGUGGGACGGUCUUUUUAACAGCGACGACUACCAAGAUGCGUACACAGCACUUUGCGAAGGUGAGUGUUUCAAAGGACUUCACGGCUGAAUUCUCCGAAAACUCGAACAAGCUUCGUUUUCAGAAAUGAUCUUACGAACUGAUUUGAUGAAAGCUUUACAAGCGGAAAACUUUGAUGCAUAUUUUGGAGAGCAAAUAAAUCUUUGCGGGAUGGGACUGUCUGAAAUUCUAGGCAUUCGACAGCGGUUUUGGGUGGCAAGGUAAGAAAAGAGGCUGAGAGUGAUGUGUAUUAUCUUUAACGACUUCAAAAUUGAAAGAGCUCGAUGAAAAGUAGUUUCGAAAAAGCAACCAAAUCAAAUCUAGUUGCACGAUGGGCGUCGGUGUGAGGUACGUGAUGGGUCUUCCGACGCCGAUGAGCCAUCUGCCGCUUCUCUCGGAACUGGAUGAGCCAGCGUCGUUUUCUCAGAGAGCGCGAGCUCUUCUGCUGCAGCUCGUCGAGAUGUAUGCCACCAGGAGAGACAUCAACAUCUUGACCCAAAUGUUUCGCAAGCAUUAUGGGUUUUUGCAUUCAUCCUUCUUCGUUUUCACCGAGUUUUCAGGCCUUCGUUCCCUGACGUGGCCAAAAUCGCGAGAGACUCGGACUUCGUCUUCGUCGCCAGCGAAGAGCUUCUCGACUUCCCGGCGCCGACCAUGCCCAACAUUGUUCACAUCGGCGGUCUCGGGAUGGACGACCGUCAGUCCAGUCUCGACUCAGUACUUUCAUUGUCUUAUCCUAAGACUCACUUUAAGCUCCCAGACGACGGCUGGAGAAUUGGAGAAAGGAUCGAAAGGAGUCAUUUUCUUCUCCAUGGGAACGAUCGCCAACACGACCAUUUUACCCAAAGGGAUCAUGUCAAACUUCUUGAAAAUCACUUCCAACUUCCCCGACUACCAUUUUCUUGUGCGCAUCGAUAAAUACGAUCAGGUUUGAAAGAAGUUAUCGAAGUUUCCUCAUCAAAAUCAAGGCGACGAAAAAAGAAGCAGAAAAGUUCCCCAACGUCUACGUCUCGGAUUGGUUCCCGCAGAUUGCCGUUUUGUGUGAGUGUAUAUUAAAUUUGGAAGUUUUCUAAAUACUAAGUAUGUAUCUUCUAGAAAUGAAAGCAUUAGAAUUAUUCAUAAAACCUCUAAAAAUAAAAAAGGCUCACUUUAUCACAUUUAUAUUUUGCUCUUCCAUGACCACAGACUUACUCUUGACCUCAUCACGCCUCCUAAAUUGAUCGUGAAUUUUUGAGACCUUUAACCGUUAAAGCUCAAUAGCUGCACGUUAGGAAUUUCCAUCAUUCUCUAGUUUUUUUUAGAGUCGUUACUGGGAGUUUCAAAAAAAAAGUCUCAAUUAUUUUUUCUGCAAAAAACUGAGAUGAAAAUUGCUAUUUUUCUCUAUCAAACUUUCCUUCUAACGUUUCUAGGAUGGAGAUCUGUCAACCAACAACAGAGACUUGUUUUCUAAUUUUCCGUGCUAAUUUUCUAGAGCUCACUUUUCAAAACUCAUUGAAGGCCAAGAGAAAACAUUUUAUUCGAAUAAAAAUGAGAUGAAAAACUUGGUUUUCUGCUUCAGCACACCAACGGCUUCGGGCUUUCAUCACCCAUGCCGGCUACAAUGGAAUAAUGGAGGCAGCACGUGCCGGAGUUCCGCUCAUAACAGUCCCUUUCAUGUUCGACCAGCCGAGGUGAGGCUCUUCGACGAGUCUCACUAUUCCUGUUUCAGAAACGGAAGAGCCGUCCAACGCGCCGGCUGGGGUGUUCUGCGCAACAAACGACAGUUCGUGCACGACCCAGAGGCCAUCGAGUCCGCUAUUCGCGAGAUCCUGACUGACACCAGGUGAUACAGCGGUGCAAGAAGAUCCUCACGAUGGCUUAAGGUACACGGAGAAGGCGCGGCGGUUGCAGAAGUUGAUCCGGUCAAAGCCAACAACUCCAAGCCAAAGACUCAUCCAAACCACAGAGUGGGUGCUGAAAAACGGAGGCGUCAAGGAGCUUCUCAGCGACGGCCGUGGGCUUUGCACCUUUUUCUACUAUAAUCUCGACGUUUUCAUCGUAUUUUUCUCGCUUUUAAUAUUUUUUGUUUCUGUCCCCCUAUAUUUUUUCAUACGAUUUUUUGUGAGAAUGAUUCGCUCAACACGUCCUGAGAAAUUGAGGAAGCCACACAGCUAUUCACAUUAUAGAAAAAUCAAGUCUACUUAAAAACAUUGACCAACUUUGAGAAUAAAAAUAUGUUCGUUCGUUUGAAGUUGCAGUGACCAAAAAACCGCAUAAACCUAAAGAGAUAAAUUAGGCCUGAAAAGAUUGAUCAGAAAACAGGAGACAAUAAUAUAAUUCAGAAUAUUCAUAAAUAGAAAAAAGCCGAAACGAAUUCAAAAUAAGCGUCUUCCGUUCAAAUACCAAGCGAAAACAGAACAAGGAAGCUAGCGCCUUGGAACCUUUAAAAAAAUGCUAAUUUGUGUGCAACGACGAUUUUUGAAGACGUCUUUCAAUUUUUUUAAAAAAAGAAUUUUUACUCGACUACUUAAUAACAAAACAUAAUAAAAGGUAUACAACGUACUAUUUUGGCAGAAGUGAGAUAUUGAGGCGAAAGGCUUCAAGUUUGUACGGAAUAUGAAAGAAAAACAGAUUAAAUUUAAAAAAAAAUCCCGUAGAGUGAAUUUAAGAGAUCAGAAAAUCCGUCAACGACUAG